Phalaenopsis equestris is the source of this 2513-nucleotide messenger RNA. Its product is annotated as type I inositol polyphosphate 5-phosphatase 4-like. Gene Ontology annotation, molecular function: phosphatidylinositol-4,5-bisphosphate 5-phosphatase activity; phosphatidylinositol-3,4,5-trisphosphate 5-phosphatase activity; inositol-polyphosphate 5-phosphatase activity. Gene Ontology annotation, biological process: phosphatidylinositol dephosphorylation. The record is from RefSeq and is a predicted model, not a curated record. The transcript is spliced from 12 exons. Bases 569 to 2266 code for a protein of 565 amino acids. NCBI's taxonomy places the organism in Eukaryota, Viridiplantae, Streptophyta, Magnoliopsida, Asparagales, Orchidaceae.
AGGUAGUGAUGAACGGAAGAGAGAGAGGGAGAGUGAGCGCCAGGGCAAGUAGCUGAAGUGAACACUUUAUUCUCUCUUCAAUUCGGGGCUUUCAUUGGCUACAAAGGACUAGGAUUUGAAGGAGAAAGUUCUACCAACAACCAUCCACCUCUUCAAAACUAUUUCUCACUUCCAUGGCGCUUUGCAUUGCUUCCCCUCUCCAGAAAACAGAAAAAGGAACCAUUUUUCGUCACUCCUUGAGCUAAUCUCCUCUUCCAAUCCCCCCAACUUACUUGGCUUCGAUCCCUAAGCUCUGGAAUCGUGAAACAGAAACCAUUUCAGGCAGAAAAGCGGCUCAUUUCCUCUUUAUUAAAGCGGAUCAGGAAGCAAUCCUGUAUAUCACCUAGUUCUUCUAAUACGACAACCCAGAAAUCAUAUUUGCCCAUAAGGGGAUUCUCCUCGUCUUCCAUAAAAACACCUCCUUUGGCAUCCUCUCUCUCUCUCUCUCUGCAACUAUCCUAUUCCAACCCAAAUGCCUCUUUCAUUUCACACUGAUUAGGCCGAAGGCGGUCAAGAUUGUUCAGAGACAAUGAGAGAUGGGAAUUCUAAGAAAAGCAAGCUUUCAUGGUCCAAAUCUCUUUUUCGGAAAUGGUUCAAUCUCAAGGGCAAAGCUCAGGACUUUCACGCCGAUGAUGUUGUCAGAAGAGGAGGUAGUGGAGAGUGGAGGAACAGCUUCACAGAGAGAAGUUUAUCUUCUGUAAGAAGAAGUAAAACAGAGAGACUAUCCAAGAUGAACACUGAUCGAUAUCAGCGAGGAAAGAUUGAUUGUGAUGUAUCAGAAGUCACAGAAACUCAAGAAUACAGGAUCUUUGCUGCAACUUGGAAUGUUGGUGGUAAAUCCCCACCAAGUUAUUUGAAUCUUGAGGAUUGGCUCCAUACGUCUCCUCCUGCAGACAUAUAUGUUUUGGGGUUUCAGGAAAUAGUUCCGCUUAAUGCCGGGAAUGUUCUCGGCGCGGAGGACAAUGGCCCGGCUAAGAAAUGGGUGGCUCUCAUUCGAAAAACACUCAACAAUCUUCCUGGCACAAGUAGUAGCAGUAGCUACCAGACACCUUCCCCAGUACCUGAUCCAAUUGUGGAGCUUGAUGAUGAUUUUGAGGGCUCAUCAUCAUCCCAUCAAAGAAAUUCAUCUUUUUUUCAUCGCCGUUCGUUUCAGUCAUUGAGCCGUAGCCUAAGAAUGGAUGGCGACAUUCUUGCUCCUCAGCCUAGAUUAGAUCGAAGACAUAGCGUGUGCGAGCGCGUUAUGUUUGGGAGCAGACCGAGCGAUUUCGAACCCAAUUUUCGAUGGGGUAAUGGCUCUUCUGAUGAAGAGAAUGUCAUCGGCGAUUCACCGACCACUGCUUACUUUUCUCCAAUGUCUUAUGGUUAUGGUGCUUCCUCAUCCAUGGAAGAAAGGGAUGCGUCGAUCGGAUUUUCUCGGUAUUGUUUGGUUGCAAGUAAGCAAAUGGUUGGGAUUCUUCUUAUGGUAUGGGUUAGGAGUGAAAUACGUGAUGAGGUUAAGAACAUCAAAGUCUCUUGCGUCGGGCGAGGAUUGAUGGGAUAUCUUGGGAACAAGGGUUCGAUCGCGAUUAGCAUGUCAUUGCACCAAACAAGCUUUUGCUUCGUCUGCAGCCAUUUAACUUCGGGUCAAAAGGAGGGCGAUGAAUUGCGGAGGAACUCUGAUGUAAUGGAGAUUACUCGUAAAACGAGAUUUCCAAGAGUCAAUAGAAUUGAUGAUGAAAAAUCUCCUGAAUCGAUCCUUGAACAUGAUCGAAUAAUAUGGCUCGGCGAUUUGAACUAUCGGAUAGCUCUCUCUUAUCGCUCGGCAAAGGCUCUUGUAGAGAUGCACAACUGGAAAGCAUUAUUGGAGAAAGAUCAGCUUCGAAUAGAGCAAAAAUGUGGCCGAGUCUUUGAUGGAUGGAGUGAAGGAAGAAUUUACUUUCCACCCACAUAUAAAUAUUCAAACAACUCGGACCGAUAUGCUGGAGAUGAGUUGCAUUCGAAGGAGAAGCGACGCACGCCGGCGUGGUGCGAUCGCAUACUAUGGUACGGAAGAGGAUUAAACCAGCUAUCCUACGUGCGGGGAGAGUCAAAGUUCUCGGACCACAGACCGGUCUAUAGUAUUUUUGUUGCGGAAGUCGAAUCUAUAAAUCAUAGCCGAAUCAAGAACAUGAGCUUCCCGAGCUCACGAGUUGAAAUUGAGGAGCUUCUCCCAUACUCACAUGGAUAUGCAGAGCUUGGUUUUUUCUGAAAGGACUUCAGCCGAGAAAUAAAAAUGGAGGAGCUUAUUCAGUGCCAUGAUGUUUCAUAAUCUGAAGAGUGGCCAAUUUACACAGACUUCUGCACAUUUCAUUGAAAAUCAUAAUCAAAGUUCUACCUACUGAAAAAGCUCAUAAUUUCCUUUUUUUUUUAUUACAUUUCAUCUGUUCAUAGCAAUAUUUUUUCUAUGAUUCUUCAUGUUAAAAGCAGUGUUUUCUAUGUGAUAAUGGAGGCUAAAU